Fusarium oxysporum Fo47 is the source of this 1038-nucleotide messenger RNA. RefSeq names its product RING finger protein. The coding region runs from base 1 to 1038 and encodes 345 amino acids. NCBI's taxonomy places the organism in Eukaryota, Fungi, Ascomycota, Sordariomycetes, Hypocreales, Nectriaceae. Gene Ontology annotation, molecular function: metal ion binding. The transcript has 2 exons. The record is from RefSeq and is a predicted model, not a curated record.
AUGUCUGCCCCCAAAUAUCCUAUCACCGCGACCUACUAUCCCGAGCUUGCGAGUAUCAUCAACAAUGAUGCCACGGCUAUCGAGCGCCUAGAGCUCGACUGUAUUAUGUGUAAGGACAGGAUGAGCAACCCAGAAGACAGGACUUGUGGUGCUUUCAUUUUCCCCUGCGGCCAUAUGUUCUGUCCCUUUUGUGUCAAAGAGUAUAGAGAGUACAAUCUAUCCAAUGGUAUCCCACACAAAUGUCCUGUCUUUCACUUUGACCUUAGCCGCAAAAUCUGCGGGUGUCCGAUCGACAACGAUACGUUAUUCAAGCCCACACAGCAACAAGAUGAGAACCUUUUGGCCAAACUGCAGGAGGAAAUCUCCAGCCUCAAGGGCUGUUGCGACUCGUGUCAUGUGGCUACUUUGAUCCACGGUUUGAGACAGGUCGCUCUCUACCUACAUGAUCCCGCACAGAUGAUCGAGGACGGACAUAUCUUGCGAAUUACCAUUAAAAAAUGCGACACGGAGAUGCGAAUCGAAUCUGAGAAGAACGAAGUGGUCAAACAGUUGCCAGUAUCGUCGGAUCUUCUGGAACUCUUUGAAAUUGCGGGAGACAGCCUCGACACGGCAUAUAACGGGCCUCGUCUUCCAGAGGAUGAAUCGUCCCUGUUCAACUUUGAACUGGCUCUUUGUAAGCAAUGUCCCGAGAACCAGGAUGACCACUGUCGGUUUAGAAGAGGAGAGAUGGAGUUAGUCAAGAAGAAGUUGCAAGCUCCCGGAUGUGACAGACUUGUACUGGGUCGUGAGGCGGCAGCCAUGUUAGCCAAGUCGUUCACUAGUGAUGAAGCUUAUAAGGAGUAUAUGUCAGAGACGAGAAAACUCCAACGUGAGGAAUUUGCUUUUCUUGAAGCUUUAGAGCUGAACGAGAAUAACCAGGAUGAUCAGGAUCGCCAGAGUCACCAGGAUCACGAAAUUUCUAGACUCUACGCCUUGGCUGCUAUCCCAGUUGCUGCUGGGCUUUUGGCUGGUGGAUACCAAUUCGGUAGUGAAAGGUGA